This is a messenger RNA of Ruditapes philippinarum (Manila clam), 2091 nucleotides long. RefSeq names its product solute carrier family 2, facilitated glucose transporter member 8-like. The coding region runs from base 145 to 1560 and encodes 471 amino acids. Gene Ontology annotation, cellular component: membrane. The transcript has 2 exons. NCBI's taxonomy places the organism in Eukaryota, Metazoa, Mollusca, Bivalvia, Venerida, Veneridae. The record is from RefSeq and is a predicted model, not a curated record. Gene Ontology annotation, molecular function: sugar transmembrane transporter activity. Gene Ontology annotation, biological process: carbohydrate transport; transmembrane transport.
CGUUCAUUGGUACCCGAUCUUUCAUCAGUCACCUAUACUGUCGCCUUAAAUUAUACAGAAUAAGCGAUUGUUUUGAUCGGGUGAUGUGUCAGCUUUUACUGUUAGCGACUAUUUAGACAUCUUUGAGACAACAACGUUUGUACCAUGGAGGUUGAAGAACUAGACCCUGAAAAGAAUGCUCUCAGUCCGACUCCGAGACUUGUUAGCAAGAAACACGAUGGUUCAGCAUGUAGACUAAUUUUCGCAGCUACCUGUGCUUUCUUGGGACCAUUUUCAUUCGGUUACAGUAUUGGAUAUAGCUCACCAGCACUUCCUGAGCUAGAAAAGCUUGGAAUAUUGACCAGAUCUCAAAGUGGCUGGUUUGGGUCAUUGUUGACAGUUGGAGCUCUGAUUGGUGGACCAUUUGGGGGUUUGUUGAUGGAAAAAUUUGGAAGAAGAACUGCAAUGAAGUUCACUUCAAUACCAUUCUUUUUUGGCUGGCUUUGUAUUGCUUUUUGGAGUGGAACACAGGGCUUAUUUUUCGGCAGAUUCUUGUGUGGGUUUGCCAGUGGACUUGUAACAGUAAGUGUGCCUGUGUAUAUUGCAGAAACGUCUACAACUUCUCUACGAGGAACACUUGGGGCAGGAAUUCAGCUGUCUAUAACAAUUGGAAUUCUUGCGUCUUAUUCAGCAGGAAUGUACUUCCAGUGGUCUGACAUGGCAAUCAUUGGAAUGAUACCUGCAUGCCUUGCAUUUGUUACAUUAUACUUCGUUCCAGAAACACCAAGAUGGCUGCUGUUAAAUGGUAAAAAGCUAGAAGCUGUUGCAUCGUUACGUCAGUUGCGUUAUGAGCAUGCCGACUGCGAAGAUGAAUGUAGAGAUAUAGAGGAAGGUCUUGACCUUAAGGAACAGUUCACAUGGUCGGAAUUCAAAAAACCAGAAUUGUCUCGACCUCUGAUGAUAUCGGUGUUUAUCAUGAUUUUUCAGCAGUUUAGUGGUAUAAAUGCUAUCAUGUUUUAUACAGUGACAAUAUUUAAGAAUGCUGGACUGGGUAUAAGUGAGCUGGCUACAGUACUUGUUGGUGCUGUGCAAGUUGGUGGAACGUUCGUAUCAUGCCUGCUGAUGGACAGAAUGGGAAGACGUAGAUUACUGAUAAUUGCUGGUCUAUCUAUGAGUCUGUCUUUACUUGUCAUGGGAUGGUGUUAUCAUAAAUUAGACACUGGGUCAUCUCCGGCUGACGUAGGAAUGAUAUCCGUUAUCUGUGUUGUGGUCUAUAUUCUAGGAUUUUCACUCGGUUGGGGACCAAUUCCAAUGCUCAUUAUGUCAGAAAUCUUCCCAUCAAGAGCGAGGGGUGCUGCUAGCAGCAUAGCAGUCUUUACCAACUGGUUCUGUGCAUUUGUGGUUACAAAAGAAUUCUUAUUUGUACAGGACGUGUUUGGAGCUGCAACUACAUUCUGGAUGUUUGCCUUCUUCUGUGCAUGUAGCGUAAUGUUUGUGUGGAGAAAAGUGCCGGAGACUAAAGGAAAAUCUCUGGAAGACAUUGAGCUCUUUUUCCUGGGUAAAAGCACCUUGAUUGUGUAAUGGAAAAUCAUAAAACGAGGUUUUAUAGGGCUCAUAACAUGGAUGUUAAACUUUGGGUUUAUAUGUAGAUAGGUUUAUACUGUAUGUAAUCAUGGGUCAUACUAUCAGGCUGAUUUGGAGAAGUAAUAUCCUGUUCAUUUUUGUAAUCAUUGCUAGAAUAUUCGAUGCCAUAUUUUUGUGGAAAAUUCCAAGAUGUAUUCAUUGAAGGUCAUCAAAGAAAAAUUCUAUUACUAAUUAAACAUACUGCAGAAUAUUCUGCCAUAAUGAAAAUGUGUUGUUUUGAAAGAUUUAUAUUUAAAUCUUUGAUAUAACUUUAAAGAAGUAUUUUUGUUGCAAAAAGAUAAUAACUAGAUAGUUCUAGAAGAUGAAAUAUUCACUGCCAAUAAGACCUCAUUUUUGACAUAGUCAUUUUACAAUAUAAUUUUUGCAAUUAAGUGACCACACAGUGUAUUAAUUCCAUUAUUUAUUUUUCAUUUGUCUUGUUUUGUAUAUGUCAAAAUGAAAAUUUUAUCCUUUUCUUUUUUUCUUAAA